AUGCUCGAUUUUGAGGAAAAUCAGGUAAUCUGGAAAUGCGCUGGAUUGAUACAUAUUUCCCUUUCACCAACCCAUAAUUUGAACUUGAGAUAUGUUUUCAGGUCUGUUGCACAUAAUGUUACAAAGAAGAAGACCACAGCAGAUUUGAUGAAGGCUUUGUCCGUUUUUUGGCAGAACUGCUACGAUCUCACUAAGCAACAUCCAUUGAUAAUUUAUCAGGAGAACUGGUUGGAAGUUUUAGGUUGUGGGGUGACAGAGCAAGAAAUAUUAAAGAAAAGUGGUAAAACAGGUAAUGUUGCUUUGGCUUUUGGGCUUGGAUUGGAACGGCUAGCAAUGGUUCUGUUUGGGAUACCUGAUAUUUGGCUUUUCUGGUCAACUGAUGAGCGGUUCACCUCUCAAUUCUCAAAGGGCCAGCUUGGGGUCAAGUUCAAGCCAUUUUCAAAGUAUCCUCCUUGUUACAAGGACAAGAGUUUUUGGAUUAAUGAGUUGUUCACAGAAAACAAUUUAUGUGAUGUUGUAAGAGGAGUUGCUGGAGAUCUUGUCGAGGGGUUACACUGA
Vitis vinifera (wine grape) is the source of this 558-nucleotide messenger RNA. Its product is annotated as phenylalanine--tRNA ligase, chloroplastic/mitochondrial-like. NCBI's taxonomy places the organism in Eukaryota, Viridiplantae, Streptophyta, Magnoliopsida, Vitales, Vitaceae. The record is from RefSeq and is a predicted model, not a curated record. Gene Ontology annotation, biological process: tRNA aminoacylation. Gene Ontology annotation, molecular function: ATP binding; aminoacyl-tRNA ligase activity; tRNA binding. The transcript has 7 exons. The coding region runs from base 1 to 558 and encodes 185 amino acids.